Messenger RNA from Sardina pilchardus (European sardine), 2564 nucleotides. It is a transcript of the gene fbxl3l, whose product is annotated as F-box and leucine-rich repeat protein 3, like. Gene Ontology annotation, molecular function: protein binding. The record is from RefSeq and is a predicted model, not a curated record. NCBI's taxonomy places the organism in Eukaryota, Metazoa, Chordata, Actinopteri, Clupeiformes, Clupeidae. The transcript is spliced from 5 exons. The coding region runs from base 206 to 1510 and encodes 434 amino acids.
UUGAAUAGCCUACUGCCGUCUUAAUGCCAGAAGUGGGGCUUAUUAUGGGGCACGGCUGUUAGGUAUUUGUGCGUUAACAUUCGGGAAGGAUCGAGGGCGAUGCCAACGGGAGUAAAUGAGUAAACAUACUACUCAUAAGAAGACUUAACGAUUCAUUUGCAAUAAAAUGUACCUGACAUUUGUCGAGGGACGCUGAACAACCAAGAUGAAGAGAGGAAGAGUAAACAUUACUUCAAAAUGCCAAGGUUUUCCCAGCGCCGAUGGCCGGAUUAAAAGACAAAAAAUAGGGCUCCUGGGACCCUCUUUGGCACAGAGACGAGCGGAGGACUGGGGCAAUUUGCCACAUCAUGUAGUCCUGCAAAUCUUUCAGUAUCUGUCCCUGGUGGACAGGGCCAGAGCUUCAUCGGUGUGUCGUCGCUGGAAUGAAGUCUUUCAUAUUCCUGAUCUGUGGCGGCGAUUUGAGUUUGAGCUUAACCAACCGGCCACGUCUUACUUGAAGUCCACACACCCUGAUCUAAUUCAGCAGAUAAUCAAGAGGCACGCCCAGCACCUGCAGUAUGUCAGCUUCAAGGUGGACAGCUGCACAGAGUCCGCAGAGGCAGCAUGUAAUAUAUUGUCCCAGCUGGUGAACUGCACCAUAAAAACACUGGGUCUCAUUUCAACAGCUCGGCCCAGCUUCAUGGACGUGUCACAGUCGCACUUUGUGUCGGCACUGACGGUGGUGUUUGUGAACUCCAAGUCGCUGUCUUCCAUUAAAAUUGACGACACGCCCGUGGACGACCCCUCCCUGAAGGUGCUGGUGGCGAACAACAGCGACACGCUGAAGCUGCUUAAGAUGAGCAGUUGUCCCCAUGUGUCCCCAGCCGGUAUCCUGUGUGUGGCUGACCAGUGCCACGGUCUGCGGGAGCUGGCGCUGAACUACCACCUGCUGAGCGACGAGCUGCUGCUGGCGCUCUCCUCGGAGAAGCACGUCCACCUGGAGCACCUGCGGAUCGACGUGGUCAGCGAGAACCCGGGACAGACGCGCUUCCACUCCAUCAAGCGCAGCAGCUGGGAGGCGCUCAUCGCCCACUCGCCCAAGGUCAACAUCGUCAUGUACUUCUUCCUGGAGGAGGAGGAGUUCGACCCCUUCUUCAACGAGGAGACGCCCGUCACGCACCUGUACUUCGGCCGCGCCGUCAGCAAGGACAUGCUGGGCCGCAUCGGGCUCAACUGCCCGCGGCUGGUCGAGCUGGUGGUGUGCGCCAACGGCCUGGAGCCGCUGGACGAGGAGCUGAUCCGCAUCGCCGAGCGCUGCAAGAGCCUGACGGCCAUCGGCCUGGGCGAGUGCGAGGUGACGUGCAGCGGCUUCAUGGAGUUCGUCAAGAAGUGCGGCGGCCGCCUCACGCAGCUGUCCAUCAUGGAGGAAGUGCUCAUCCCCGACAACGGCUACAACAUGGAGCAGGUCCACAGCGAGGUGUCCAAGCACCUGGGCCGCCUGUGGUACCCCGACAUGAUGCCCACGUGGUAGGGGGUGACCCCCUGCUCUGUUACACACACACACACACACACACACACACACACAUUGUCACGUGUGCAUGCGGACACCUUACAUACAUACUGGACAUCCCCGUCGGGACAUGUGGAGGACACAGACUAUGACUUUGCUGUUCUGGAACUCCUUUGUGUGGUUGCCCUAUAGAAAUCUGGAGAGGUUUCUUUUUUUCUAUUCAUGUUGGUCUCUCUGUGGCUUAUGUCUGUGAGAUUGAUGGUGCUCGGCUCACAUGAAAGAGUUGGGCUUGUGGAUGUUUGAUGGUCAGUGAUGUCGGUUAUAUGUAAUGACCUUUUCUGUCUGCCUAGAUAGAAUUAUUUUCUGUCUUUUUCCAGCUCUAAUUAUGCUUUGAUAUGCAUCUGUCUACUAUUUAAUUAGACAUUUCACUGUGUGAAAUAAUUGGUACAGCAAUCUAUCAAGUGGAUUAUAUCUUUUUAAAACUCGUACAUAUUUAUGUUAUAUGUCUUGUUUCAUGAAUAACAUUUGAUAUUCUUGUUAAAAAUCUUUUUAACGGCAGACUUUUAAAUCUUGAGGUGUUAUUAAAGAAAUCUGCUGUGCAUUUACAUUUUCCAGUUUAGACACAAUGUGUAUCAUUAAAAAAAAAAUGUCAUAGAGGUUUAUACUGCACCUUAUGCGAAUGCAUUUUUUUAUGUAAGAUUUUAUAUGUGUAGUUCUCUGACAGUGCACUGUUUUACAUGAAGCUGUUGCCGCCGAAGGCUUCUUUGUUUCUCCUUAGCAGGCUUUAGAACGGCAAAGGGAUGCUUGUAUUUUCUCUUUUGAAAAGGGGAGUCAGUUUUUAAUAUUAAGGGACACCUUUCUGUUUCAGCUGUUCCACCACAUUUUGUGUUUGCCUUUUGUGCAAAUUAUGUGAUAUUUGUUUGGUUGUGCCAUGAUCACAGAACAUACUUUUACUAGGGUUUCCUAUCUCCUUAUAAUUAAGAAUAUACGUUUCUGUGAACUGACAUGUAUGUUAGUAGCUAGUAAGUAAAAGACCAUAUCUAAGAAACUGCAGAAAAUAAAAUUGUACUUUUGA